GGCUGCUGCAGCCCGGGCGGCUGCCGAGAAGGAGGGAGGGGAAACACAAAGCCGGCUACGCGCUGCGAGGUAAUCUUGCGGGGAGAGGACGCGCCGUCGUCCCGCCUCUCUUCCGGGCCGGGACGCGGGCACCCGCGCGGGGGCUAGCACUGGGGACGCUACUGGGGGUCGCGCGGGGGUAGGGAGCGGCGGCUGGCGGGGCCAAGGGGACUUCUCAUUGGCUGUCCCUGCGGCCUCAGGUGAACCCUUUUCCGGGGCGGGAGUGGGGACCACGGCCAGGCCAGAGGGGAGCGUACCUGCGGGGGAGGGUCCGGGGGUGGCGGUGCACGGCCUGCGGCGCCGCCGGGUGGGCCCGACGCUUCGCGCGUCUGCUGGUUUUCCCUAGGAAGGCGGGGAGUACCAAAAUCAGUUACUGGCUGAAGCUUAGGUGACCCCGGGGACCUUAAGCCCUGAAGGUGCGCUCCAGGGGAGUGAGAGGUUCCUGCGCUUAGAAAAGGUGGAGGAAAGGGAGCGAAUGUUGGUUUUAGUUGUUUUUCUCCUCAUUUAAAAAAAAUUUUUUUUGUUACAAGUUGAAAGUGUUCAGUCACCUUUCUCCUAUAAUCCGCUUCCCCACCCCCCAACACAGACACACACAAACACACCGCCCCUACAAACGUAUACAUGUUAGGUUGAGCUUCCUGCUAGGGGUGACAAGCGAAGUUGGCAGCAGGUCUGGUGUGCUGGUGUUUGGGGCACGUCCAGCCUCUUUGGAGAGUUGUCUCCCAGAGCUCCGUGGAAUUUCCUUUCUCUGCUUUAACGUACUUUUAAAAGAUAACAAGAGUAAUCCACAGACUUAAAACAUGAGCUCAGAUGCCAGCCAAGGCGUGAUUACCACUCCUCCUCCUCCCAGCAUGCCUCACAAAGAGAGAUAUUUUGACCGCAUCAAUGAAAAUGACCCAGAAUACAUUAGGGAGAGGAACAUGUCUCCUGAUCUACGACAAGACUUCAACAUGAUGGAGCAGAGGAAACGAGUUACUCAGAUCCUGCAAAGUCCUGCCUUUCGGGAAGACUUGGAAUGCCUUAUUCAAGAACAGAUGAAGAAAGGCCACAACCCAACUGGAUUACUAGCAUUACAGCAGAUUGCAGAUUACAUCAUGGCCAAUUCUUUCUCGGGUUUUUCUUCACCUCCUCUCAGUCUUGGCAUGGUCACACCUAUCAAUGACCUUCCUGGUGCAGAUACAUCCUCAUAUGUGAAGGGAGAAAAACUUACUCGCUGUAAACUUGCCAGCCUGUACAGACUUGUAGACUUGUUUGGAUGGGCACACCUGGCAAAUACCUAUAUCUCAGUAAGAAUAAGUAAGGAGCAAGACCACAUUAUAAUAAUUCCCAGAGGCCUAUCUUUUUCUGAAGCUACAGCCUCCAAUUUGGUGAAAGUCAAUAUAAUAGGAGAAGUGGUUGACCAGGGAAGUACCAAUUUGAAAAUUGACCAUACAGGAUUCAGUCCCCAUGCUGCAAUCUAUUCAACACGUCCUGAUGUUAAGUGUGUGAUACACAUCCAUACCCUUGCAACAGCAGCUGUAUCCUCCAUGAAAUGUGGGAUCCUUCCAAUUUCUCAAGAGUCUCUUCUUCUGGGAGAUGUUGCCUAUUAUGACUACCAAGGGUCACUUGAAGAACAGGAGGAGAGAAUUCAACUGCAGAAGGUUCUGGGACCAAGUUGUAAGGUGCUGGUACUCAGGAAUCAUGGUGUGGUUGCACUUGGAGAAACAUUAGAGGAGGCUUUUCAUUAUAUUUUUAAUGUGCAACUAGCCUGUGAGAUUCAGGUGCAGGCCCUAGCAGGUGCAGGUGGAGUAGACAAUCUCCAUGUACUGGACUUUCAGAAGUAUAAAGCUUUCACUUACACUGUAGCAGCGUCUGGUGGAGGAGGUGUGAAUAUGGGUUCCCAUCAAAAAUGGAAGGUUGGCGAAAUUGAGUUUGAAGGGCUUAUGAGGACUCUGGACAACUUGGGGUAUAGAACAGGCUAUGCUUACAGGCAUCCUCUCAUUCGAGAGAAGCCUAGGCACAAGAGUGAUGUGGAAAUCCCAGCAACUGUGACUGCUUUUUCCUUUGAAGACGAUACAGUGCCACUCUCUCCUCUCAAAUACAUGGCACAGAGGCAACAGCGUGAAAAAACAAGAUGGCUGAACUCACCAAAUACUUACAUGAAAGUGAAUGUGCCUGAGGAGUCUCGGAACGGAGAAACCAGUCCCCGAACCAAAAUCACGUGGAUGAAAGCAGAAGACUCAUCUAAAGUUAGUGGUGGAACACCUAUCAAAAUUGAAGAUCCAAAUCAGUUUGUUCCUUUAAACACAAACCCGAAUGAGGUACUAGAAAAGAGAAAUAAGAUUCGGGAACAAAAUCGAUAUGACUUGAAAACAGCAGGACCACAAUCUCAGUUGCUUGCUGGAAUUGUUGUGGAUAAGCCACCUUCUACUAUGCAAUUUGAAGAUGAUGAUCAUGGCCCACCAGCUCCUCCUAACCCAUUUAGUCAUCUCACAGAAGGAGAACUUGAAGAGUAUAAGAGGACAAUCGAACGUAAACAACAAGGCCUAGAAGAUGCUGAGCAGGAAUUACUCUCAGAUGACGCUUCAUCUGUUUCACAAAUUCAGUCUCAAACUCAGUCACCGCAAAAUGUCCCUGAAAAAUUAGAAGAAAACCAUGAGCUGUUUUCCAAGAGCUUCAUCUCCAUGGAAGUGCCUGUCAUGGUAGUAAAUGGCAAGGAUGAUAUGCAUGAUGUUGAAGAUGAGCUUGCUAAGCGAGUGAGUAGGUUAAGCACAAGUACAACCAUAGAAAACAUCGAGAUUACUAUUAAGUCUCCAGAGAAAAUCGAAGAAGUCCUGUCACCUGAAGGCUCCCCUUCAAAAUCGCCAUCCAAGAAAAAGAAGAAAUUCCGCACUCCUUCUUUUCUGAAAAAGAACAAAAAAAAGGAGAAAGUUGAGGCCUAAAUAAAGUCUUUUUAUAAUUAUUAUUAUAACAAUGUGACAUUGCACAUCUAAAUACCACAUUUAAGUUGAUCAUUAAUAUGCAAUGGUAGAUCAGAUUGGGGGAUGUAGCAAACUGGACUUUAAGAACUGGAAAGAGGUUUUACAAAAGAAAAACUUUCAGAUUCAUCUCUCAUUUUAUAUGUCCAGAAAUGGCUUUGAAUUUUAAGCAAUUACUAGUUUUAAUUAGCUCUGCCCUCAUGAAGUAUUAUUAUAAUUCACCAUAAACAGCUAUCUGUCUGAAUUACUUCAGGCCUUCUCCAUAAUAUCUGUUAGAAAGAAAUUGCCAGUGAGCAAGUGAGAAUUUUUAUUUCUCAAUACCUGCUUCACUUGAUAAUCAUAUUAUAAUUUUUUAUCAUGAUUAUUGACUAUAUUUUUGGAGUCCCAUUGUUUCAGUGGGCAUUAACAGAAUGCUUUAAAAACUUCUAAGACAAGAAUCUAUAGCAUUAGUAUACACUGGCACAUAAUUUUUUAAAAAGUUUUAAGAAAAGAUUCAUUUGGAAUUUUAUUCACAGUAUAAAAUUUCCUCACCUGAAGUAACUUUGUUUGCCAAAAAAGUUGUUUUAAUAAACUAUAAUUUUUGAAAACUUCCUUUUUUAUUAGUUUAGAAAGCCCCUUAUUUUUCAACAAAGGGGAUUUUGUACACAUAACAUGGGUUAUUUAGUUUAACUCUGGCAAAAAAAAAAAAAAAAAUUUUGUAUGUUGAUGUUUGUAUACCGUUCAGUAUAAAAGUGUCCUAAGCAUAUUAGCCAAUCUUUUCACAGUAGAGCAUACUUAAGGCUGCUUGGUACUGAGUAUACUUAAAUAUAACUCCAGAAUCCAGGGACUUGGUGUUAAAACAGGAUUAGAGCAUGUAAAGGUACAUCUAGAUUCAUAUUUGAAUCUUAAACUGUAUUUUUCUCUUAGUAUUGCUAAUGAGUAAAGAAAAGUCUCAUAAGGUAGCCAAAUGAAAAAGAAUGAAAGGGAAAGUGAAAAAUUAAGGGGACAAAAGAUGGGAUGUGAAAAGAAGAAUUCUAGUUUGAUGGUGACUCAUAUUCACGAUAGGAUACAAAGUGUGAUUUGUUGGAAACAUGUCCCAAAUUUCUAAAAUUCUGCUUCUCUGCCAAAAGCAAUGUCUUUCUUGGUUGAUAUUUGAGUUUUAAAAGGGUCAAAUCUUUCUAAUUUUUUGUAUCUUUAGAGGGCAGCACUAGAAGAAAUCAGCAGGUCUAAUCCCACCAGUAAGAAAACUACCACUUCUUGAUUUUUACAGAUUUAAAAAAAUCUUUUCAGUGACCUUUCUUUUUAAUGUAAAUACAAAUUUAAACCUAGGCUUAAUAUAGGCGUUUCCCCUUUCACCCAAGUGAUGUCACAGUUCGAUGCAAAAUCAAUGAUCCAGAAUGAUCGUGGGUAAAAAUAACUCAAAGUGUUUCUUAAGGGUGAGUUGGCAUGCAAAAAAUUACAUUGAUUACAGUGUGUUUUGGAGCUGGCUCUGUUUGUGUGCAUAUGAUAAUGCAGAGUUGAGCCAGAGCCUGGAAAUGUCAUUCUAGAUCUCACUAACUACUGGAAUCAGUGUUUUAAUCUCUUGGUGGAAACUUUCAGUUGCUUAACUCUCUAUUGGAAGAUUUUUUUAAUGUUCUACAUCAUUUAUGUUGUAUUACAAUGUAUGUAGAAAUAGUAACCUGUGAACUAUGCUUUUCCAUAACUUUUUAAAAAUAUAUAUAUCUAAAUGAAUGCAAUGUGCAUAAAUAUUUUUUAAACAUAACAGUGAACUAUUGCACCUUUUGCUAAUGCCUCUAUUUACUUGCUUUGGCAUAAAGAAUGAGCCAAUGAACCUCUGUGUCCUGUGGAAAAAUGUAUAAAUGUUAUCUGAUAUUGCUCUUAGAUGUAAUGCUAAUUAAUGUUAAAUCACAAAUAAACAGUAUUUUAAAUAUA
This is a messenger RNA of Homo sapiens (human), 4907 nucleotides long. It is a transcript of the gene ADD3, whose product is annotated as adducin 3. Bases 840 to 2960 code for a protein of 706 amino acids. Gene Ontology annotation, biological process: cytoskeleton organization. Gene Ontology annotation, cellular component: postsynaptic density; cytoskeleton; condensed nuclear chromosome. The transcript has 16 exons. Gene Ontology annotation, molecular function: structural constituent of cytoskeleton. Lineage: Eukaryota; Metazoa; Chordata; Mammalia; Primates; Hominidae. The record is from RefSeq and is a predicted model, not a curated record.